AUGGACAAGUCAACUACUCGACCCUAUUCUGUCGCCAUUGGCGCAUCAGAGGCUUUUGGCGAGCUUUUGAAGCAAUGCAAAGGUCAAAUUCCCAAAGAGUUUCGCUCCUAUUCCGGCAACGUCAAGUUCGCUCCUUCCAUCCAUGGGGACCAAGUCUACCUCCCGAGUCCUUGCCGAGAGCAAGAUGUCAUAGCAGCCAUCAAGGCUCUUGAGGCAUGUGCUGCUGCUGCCAUUGGUGACCUUCAUCAUGGAAAGAAGUCACGAUCGAUCAAAGUGGAUCUCGACAAGGCGGCCUGCUUCCUAAUGUCGGCUUACCUUGCUACCAUUGACGGCAAGAGCAAGGGACAGACUCCGAAGGGUUUGAUUCCAGACACCGACUACAACCAGGCUCAGUCCAUACAGUAUCGCCGACUCUCUGCGAACCUCUACGAGACCAAGGAGAAUGGCAGAUAUUACCAUAUUCAUGGCUCACUUGACGCCACUACUCAACUCCGCAUGAUCGGUCUUCCGCCUUUCAAUCCUCAAUUGACCGACUACAAGAAGUGUAUUGACACAAUCGAAGCUGCAGUGAAAAAGUUUACCGUUGCAGAACUAGAGGAAAUGAAUAACAAGCACGGACAAGCUGGUGUGGAGGCCCUCAAGUGGGAAGACUUCCUCAAAACGUCUCACGGAAAGGCCAUUUCAGCGUUGCCUCCUUUCACCGUAGAGGCCAUCAAGGCACCCCAAAUGUCGGCACCGGAGACUCCACCGCACACACCCACGGAGGGGGGAUUCCAGAGUCAUUUCUGGCCCAAGGUGCCCGCAAACGGCCCUCAGUACGCCCUGCGUGGCAUCAAAGUCAUCGAGAUGUGCCGCGUCAUAGCCGGUCCGACCAUUGGCCGCUCUCUUGCCGCGCACGGCGCCCAAGUGCUCAAGGUGACCGGUCCCAAACUUCCCGAUGUCCCUUUCUUCCAAGUCGACGUCAACACCGGCAAGCACACCACCCAUCUGGACCUUCGCAACCAGACAGAUCUCAAAACAUUCCAGAACCUCCUCGCGGAAGCCGACGUUCUCAUUGACGGAUACCGGCCCGGCGCCCUCGCCAAGUUUGGCUGCGACCCGGCAUCUCUGGCCAAGCUAGCCCAACAGCGCGGCAACCGCGGGUUCGUCUACGUGGCCGAAGACUGCUUCGGGGGAACAGGCGUUCCCGGAGCCGAGUGGGCCGGCCGCCGCGGCUGGCAGCAGAUUGCCGACUGCGUCACGGGCGUCGCCUGGGCUCAGGGAAUGUUCAUGAGUCUGGAAAAUGAGCCCAGCGUGCCGCCCAUGCCUAUGUCAGACUACGGCACCGGCGCUUUGGGUUGCGUGGCCGCCAUGGUGGGCCUGUACCAGCGCGAGACCAAGGGCGGGUCGUGGAUGUGUCGGACCAGUCUCUGCCAGUACGACAUCUUCUUGCUCAAGCUGGGGCUGCUUCCACAGCAGGAGCAGGAGCGUUUAAGAGCUGUGUUCGCAGGCCCGUUCUUCAAGUUGCGUCACUAUGACUCUGUCGACAAGGUCAGUGGAGAGGCGCUCAAAGCUAUGCAGCGCGCGUACCCGCAUCUGUUUGGGCCGGAGUUGAUGCUCAAGGCGAAGAGCAAAGGGUUCAAUGGCAAGGAGAUUCGCUGGCCGAGGGAGGCGAUCGAGGUGGGUGGACUGUUGAUUCAGCAUGAGCGUGCCUCAAGGCCAAACGGAUUUGAUAGGCCUGGCUGGCAGGGCUGGGAGACUGAUUCGAUCAUGGAUGAUGGGGUCACCAAAUCUGCCACUGUUGACCAACAACAGCAAGCUGGAAGUGGAAACAUGAACUCUGCUCCACAGCGUCGUAAUAGGAUUGCGACUGUGAACACUAUUCUCGCCACGGCCUAG
This is a messenger RNA of Sordaria macrospora k-hell, 1878 nucleotides long. RefSeq lists its product as uncharacterized. Lineage: Eukaryota; Fungi; Ascomycota; Sordariomycetes; Sordariales; Sordariaceae. Gene Ontology annotation, molecular function: catalytic activity. The record is from RefSeq and is a predicted model, not a curated record.